Messenger RNA from Microplitis demolitor, 845 nucleotides. Its product is annotated as rhodanese domain-containing protein CG4456. The record is from RefSeq and is a predicted model, not a curated record. Gene Ontology annotation, molecular function: thiosulfate-cyanide sulfurtransferase activity. Lineage: Eukaryota; Metazoa; Arthropoda; Insecta; Hymenoptera; Braconidae. The transcript has 4 exons. The coding region runs from base 165 to 704 and encodes 179 amino acids. Gene Ontology annotation, cellular component: mitochondrion.
UAACUAGACGGGUAUUUAAUAGAGAUAAGAUAGAAUAAAAAAAAAUUACAUAAUUGGAGUUAUAAAAAAAAAACAUAAGGAUAAGAUUAAGAAAAAAAACGGAGAAAGAUAUUUUUGAAUUUAUUAUUAUUAUUAUUAUUAUUAUUAUUAUUAUUAUUAUUAUUAUGAAUAAUUUACUUAUUCGUGGUUAUCGUGUUAUUUUACUACGCUCAUGUUGGGGUUAUAUUUGUAAAGAUAAAAACAAAUUAUACAAAAUAUUUCAUAUUGAGGGAGUUAAUCGAUUCACUAAAAGCAAAGUGGAAUUGGUAAAUAGUGUUCAUUAUUCGACGACGUCUGACAAUAUGCGAGGUCAGGGUGAUGAAAGGAAUGUAAUUGGCUAUGAAGAACUUAUAAAAGAUCAGAAAGAUGAUAAGGUUUUGAUAAUUGAUGUUAGAGAGCAAAAAGAGAUUGAUGAAACUGGAAAGUUACCUGGAAGUAUUCAUAUACCUAUGGGUAAUGUAUUGAACACGUUGAACUUAACAGAUGAAGAAUUUAAAAACCAAUACGAUAAACCAAAACCUGAUAAGGAUACCAAGAUAGUAUUGAGUUGUAGAUCUGGAGUAAGGAGUGCUAAUGUUCAACGAGAAUUACUGAAACUUGGAUAUGAAAAUGCGUAUAAUUACAUCGGAGGUUGGUCUGAAUGGGAAAGUAAACAAAAAGCAUAAAUUCUAAAUAUAAAUAAUUAAAAUAUUUAAUGAAGUUAAUUACUUAACAUAAAAUCUAUAAUUAACGAGUAAUUAUAUACAUGAGCAUAAUGUUUAAUUAACCUAAUAAAUUAAAAAAAUUUUUUAUAUACAUAAUAUACA